UUCUGUCAUCCUAGGAUAGCAUGUACCAGACACUGCAGGGCACCGUAGGCUGGUUUGCAGGCGCUGUGGGAAUUCCUCAGGAGAGGAAGUAUAACAGUGUUCUCUUUGGUGGUCUCAUUGGCUCCCUCUUCUCCCUCCUGCAGUUUAUCUGCUCACCGCUCACUGGAGCAGCUUCGGAUUAUCUUGGAAGACGGCGAGUCAUAAUAAUAAAUUCAUUUGGCAUAAUCGAAGUCCUAUGCUAUAUGGGCCAUGUCAAGAAGUUUUGGAGUCUUCCUUAUCUCUCGCAUGGUUGGAGGAUUAAGUAAAGGAAAUGUUAGCUUAUGU
Staurois parvus is the source of this 324-nucleotide messenger RNA. NCBI's taxonomy places the organism in Eukaryota, Metazoa, Chordata, Amphibia, Anura, Ranidae. The record is from the annotation of a GenBank genome assembly.